ACGCCAAAGUCGCCCCAAAUUGCGCUAUGCUGUGGCUAUGCUAUCCGAUAUACAUCGACAGGAGGAAACAGGCCGGCGCACGCGACCGCCCUCUGACCUUUAAUCGUAAGGUAAAUGUGAUGGCAUUUGAAACGAUCAUGUGCUCGUACCUGCCCAGUUAAGCAGGCAGCGCGCACUGCCGUAGCUCGGCUCUGCCGCGACGACGCGGCACCCGCGCAUGCGUACAACGCGGCUAAAAUGAAUUCCCGUUUCCCGCACUGUCGGCUGUACGCUCGCGAUCGCCGCUGCGUUUCAGAAUAUCCGCUGAAAAUUCCCGGGAGUGUUUGUGGGGUGUGGUCGUGACUGAGGUGGAUGCAGUGAUCGCUGAUGCUCGGGGCUGUGGCGCUCCGGCCAGCUCCGGCUGGCUGCUAACGACGGCCGCGGCAUGGCGCGCCGCGCCGCCCGCGCCCGCUCCCCCGAUCUCACACCAUGACCGACCUGCAGGCUACCUUCGAGUUCUCUAUUGAACUGUACAAGUUCUACAAUGUCGAUCUCUUCCAGAGAGGGCUAUACCAAGUGCGUAUCGGGUUACGCGUGUCACCCAAAGUUCCGGUCCACAUCGAGGCGUCUGUGUCUAGUGGCAAUGGCGCGGCGAGGACCGGCAGACCGGCAGCCAACGCCUCCCUCAUCGGCGGCCUGGCUGCUUCCAGAGCCUUCCAGAUCAUGUAUAGGAACGAGGAGGUCACCUUGCGGGACAUCGUGCAUUUUAGAGCUCAUCUACUAGUUGAUAGCCGCAAUUUAAAAGAGUCUCUAGAGAGAGCAGAAUGGAGUCUUGGAGUGGAGCUUUGGUGCAGCGAGGGAGCCCAGUCCAGCACCCUGGCGCCCGUCUCCUGCCGCGUGCUAAAACUGCACUUCCAGCCGUCUAAUGGCUUGCAUUAUCAUUUACCAGUGCUGUUCGACUACUUUCAUCUCUCUGCUGUCUCGAUAACCAUUCAUGCCAGUCUGGUGGCUUUGCAUCAGCCGUAUAUAAAGAAAAGCAUCAUGCAUUACGUUCAAAGUUGUACACCUCGCUCCAGCAAACAAUGGGGAAAAUUAAUGAAAAGUGCUGGAGCCAGCUUCAACGCUUCAGGAAGCUUCGAGAACAUUCUUUUCGGUUCUGGUGGAAAAUGUGCGGGGGGUAACUCUAGCAAGAUUGCGCAUGCAAGGCAAGUGCAUGCAGAAGUAUGCGGUAUACUUCUUGGCUCACUGGAAGGUUUGCAGAGCGCUUUAGCCGUGUGUGGUUCGACAGGUGUAACACUUACCCCGGAUGAAUCAUCCAAUUCUAUCGUCGGGGAAGUAGCGCAGAGGAUGAAAGACAUAAGUGAUUUGUGCAAGAAAUCUGAUGCUGGUGAGGAAGAAGAAUGGGCGAUGGGCGCUGCUCACGACAUAGCGAGGCUAUGUGCCGAAGUUACAUUGAGAUGGCGCGCAUUCCUGCACCACACAUCAGACCGACCGCACGUGCAUCAUGCAUUAGCUGCUCGUCAUCAUGCUCUUCGUAUCAAGCGGUUCUCCGAAUGCUUCUUCGUGCUAGACAAUCCACGGCAUUCUCUCGCUGGCUGCUAUGAUAGCAAUUAUCAGUCAUAUCAAAGCGUUGGCGACGUGGCUAGAAGAUCUCGAUACUUAGCGCUACUUCCACCUCUACCUGUGCAUUGCAUUGCGUUAGACGGAGAUCCUCAUAUAAUGCCAAUCAUUUUUGAGGACAGGUAUCAGGAUACAGCAGAAUUUGCUAGGCGAAGAUCUUUCUUAAAUUCGAGUGCUAGUAAAUCAGGCAGUGAUCCAUUUUUGUGCUCUGAUACCGCAAGAGAUGACUGUGCUUGUAGUGUUAGCUCCAUGAUGGAUUCAAGGAGGCCUUCAUCUGAAGCUUCCAGAGUAACUCUCACACUACCAAAAAAUAUGGUAGAUGUGAUGGAACCACAAUAUAGUACAGCAAAAGCUAAUUCAAAUGUAGUACAAGCAACACUUACUUUGGCGCCACAAAGUUCAACUCGAGGAUCACCUAAAAGAACUUUAGUAAAGCAAAGCGUUGUCGAAUUAAAUAAACCUCAUAAUAAAAAUUUAGAAAUAACGGGAAGGAAUCGAUAUAUAGUGCAAAACAAUAAAAUAACUGAAAUUCAAUUACCACUAAACAAUGCCUUUUCCUCUUGCUCUAUUCAGCAAGGCCAACAAUUAUCAAGGUAUUCAGCAUCAACUUUACUUGAUAUAAACGGACCAAAAGGCCAAGGUAAAAGUUCCCGCACAAGCAAAGAAAAGGCAGACCAUGGUGAAGUGUUUAGUCAAAAACACGAAAUAACAAGUGGUGUGAGUACAUUGCCUGCAAGACAUAGUAAAUCCCUUGAUCAACUACGAGUUUCUCAAAUGACACCGCUUAGUGUGCAAACAUUAACAAAGAGUUCCAGAAACAACUCCAAUGCUUCUGUUAAUUAUCAAAAACAGUAUGCACCUCCACAACAAGCAAAACCAACAACUCUCCCAAGAAGUGUAACGACAACCUCAUAUCCAACGAGCACUACAACGAGGUGUGGAUCCAAAGGUGAUGAAUAUAGAAGAAAUAUUAAUGAAUUUAGAGAAAAAUACAAAAACCCGUGCACAAUGAAUGUCGGUACCCAUGGGUCAAAUAAUGAAGUAUUCCAUAGCGUAGGGUAUAAUUAUAAUGGAUCGACGAAAACGAAUUCUAACCAAAUAUAUGGUUACGCUUUCGGUAAUCAGGGUACAAUGCAAGUUAAUAAUGUAAUUCGUAAUCCCCUAGAAUUUCAAAGAGGCUAUUCUGUAAAUUUACCCCGUCCUAUGUUGCCUCCGCGUAAUUCUUAUCCACCCGUGAGUGGAAAAACUCAAGUGACUGAUCAAAGUAAUUUAGUAUCUAGUAAACAUGUUCAUAGAUCUAAUUCUACGCAUGUGUUUCAUCAAAUUGAAAACCAACAAAUAGACAUUGAAGCAGCUCGCAAUCAAUUAAGACAUGAGCUAAACUACUAUUUACAAAAGGGCGACUGGAGUUAUGAUUUUAAUACUGGAAGUCUCAUUCACAAUUAUCAGAAAAAAUCAAGUAAAAGUAGCGAUGACAGUGGUUUCGUUAUGACUUUAGAUCGAAGUAGUGAUGGCACUUCAAAGUCAACAUACUCAAAAACACCACCAUCAACCCCACACUCGACUAUGCCGUCAGUCAGACAGAAAAGAAGUCGUUCGAAAGAAUCACGACUGAAUCAUGCCGGUAAAGAAAAUGCAAAAAUAAAUUCUAGUCGGGACUCAUUGAGUAGUCAUCAUUCAAUAAGAUCAAGAGAUAGUAAGUCAGAUCGGCAUACAUCUAAGUCAGAACGUAGCACUCCAAAAUCUGAUAGAGCUACUCCUAAAUCUGGAAAAGCUACACCUAAAUCUGGUGGCGUGACACCCCGAUCUGGUCGAGCUACACCUAAAUCUGGAAGAGCAACACCAAAAUCAGGACUCACUACUCCUAAAAGCGGACGGUCUAGUGGAAGACCUGAAAAACGAACCAAACAUAAAGCCUCUGAAAAAAUGACUCAGCUUAUGUCAGCUGCCGCUUCUUCAUCGAGUGAUGAGAGCAUACCUUUACAACUUCGACGCUUAGAAUCUUCAGCUAGCGUUCCAUAUAGUCUUGAUCAUGGUUCUGAAUUACGUCAUUGUAGAAGUGCCGCGUCCGUUUUAGAUGAACCUAAUUUAAAUAAUACAUUUGGAUCUGAGUCACUACCCAACUUGGCACCUCCUCCACCACCGGCCUUCGAAUCACCUCCUUUAGAUAUAGGUGAUAAAGAUUUCAAAAUUAUGCCACCAGACAACUUUUUAAAUAAAGAGGACAGAAGAAGUAGAAGCUCUACGUCAAGUUUAAGUGAACAAAGUGGAUGGGUAUCUAGUGGACGUAGUUCGGGUCCAUCAUCUCCAGAUAAUGCCAGUAGCGUGAAUCAAACUUUUGCACCACCUAGAAAUACAGUAGUUACUCAAGAAGCAAGCAAAACUUACGAACCGCCAAGUGAACCGCGCAAAAGGGAUAGUGAAAAACUAAGAGACUUUAAAAGAAGUAUCCUCAAUGGAGAACAAUUAAGAGAGAGGCUAAUGAAAUUAGCAGUUAAAGCUGACGAAAGUAAUGACGAAGAAAAAAUAGAGUGUUGUGAUAAAGACGUUUGUGAAGAAUGCACAAUCUGUAGUGACUCCAUAUGCACUGAUAGCCAGUGUGAAUAUAAUAAAGUUAUGCACAGCAACGGUAUUGAUGCAGGGUGUAAUUCUGAUACUUGUGUGGCAACUUGUCUACAAUGUUCCGAUGCUAAUAAUAAAAUUAAUCAAAGACAUAACUCGUUUAGUGCUAUACAAGGUAAAUCAUAUGCUUCCACAUCUAAAACGCCCAGUGAGGGCACUGUGAAAAAGUCUCAAACUAUUAGUGAUAAUUUACAUCCAUAUAUUAGAAAAGAAGUAUCUACUAAAGCUCAAUUAGUUCCAAUAAAAUCAAAUACCUUAGAUAAAACAAAACUGAGAGAUAAAAUCGAAUAUACAGAAAAGCUUAUAGCUGCUGAAAUACGAAGCUUAACCGUUGGGAGACCGUGUAAAUCCCAUAAAGGUGGACCAAUUGCUGCUGUACAACAAUAUCAAGGUAAAGCUAAAUCUGAAGUGGAUUUAAGUCACUUUGUUGGGGAUAAUGAUUACGAACAUUUACCACCUCCACAACAAUUUAGAGAUGCGCCUCCACCACCUGAUCAAUUUAAGGAUCCUCCCUCGAAAUCACCAAAACUGAGCCGACAAAGCAGUAAAUCAUCUACGCCUUCUAAAACGCGAAAAGCUGAGCAACCAACGAGUUUGCAAUUGGAUAAUCCCCUGUAUCACGUUUGUGAGGGUAUACUGGAGAGGCGGAAGCUACGGCCACAAAAGUCGUCCAGCGCCUCGGCUUCAUCUGCUACAAGCACACUCAAUAAAAGCAGAAGUACAGGAGAGCUAGCAUCGAGAAAUGAAAAUGGUAAAGGAUUGAAAUGGCAUAAUAUUAAAUAUCUUAUUCUAAAGGAAUGUAAAUUUAUACCAACAUUUGUUUUAGAACGAGAAAGUAAUCUAGUCAGUAUAUUUGGACUUGCAGAAUCAGAAAGACUGUUUGUAAAAUGUAGAGACGAAUUUAGACAAAGCGUGAAGUACCCUGGCGCGAUAUACUCUGACUUCCCGCCUGUUGAAAAUUCGUUACCAUACUUUCAUAUUAGCGAUGAAUAUAGAAUGUUUAACCCAGAAGGUCUACAUCUAAUAAUAUGUGUCCAUGGCUUGGACGGAAAUGCUGCCGAUCUUCGCUUAGUUAAAACAUAUCUUGAACUAGGCUUGCCUGGCGCUCGGCUAGACUUUCUUAUGUCCGAAAGGAAUCAAGGAGAUACAUUCUCAGAUUUCGAUACAAUGACAGACAGGCUAGUCCAAGAAAUUUUAACCCACAUACAAAAUUCAAGCGAGCCAGCUAGGAUAAGUUUUGUGGGACAUUCCUUAGGCACUAUUAUUAUACGGUCUGCUCUGGCCAGACCUCAAAUGAAGCCGUUUUUGGGAAAACUACAUACAUUCCUGUCUCUCAGUGGACCUCAUUUAGGAACGUUGUACAAUUCUAGUGGUCUUGUGAAUGCGGGAAUGUGGUUCAUGCAAAAGUGGAAGAAGUCUGGUUCUAGUUCCAGAAACAACUCCAAUGCUUCUGUUAAUUAUCAAAAACAAUAUGCACCUCCACAACAAGCAAAACCAACAACUCUCCCAAGAAGUGUAACGACAACCUCAUAUCCAACGAGCACUACAACGAGGUGUGGAUCCAAAGGUGAUGAAUAUAGAAGAAAUAUUAAUGAAUUUAGAGAAAAAUACAAAAACCCGUGCACAAUGAAUGUCGGUACCCAUGGGUCAAAUAAUGAAGUAUUCCAUAGCGUAGGGUAUAAUUAUAAUGGAUCGACGAAAACGAAUUCUAACCAAAUAUAUGGUUACGCUUUCGGUAAUCAGGGUACAAUGCAAGUUAAUAAUGUAAUUCGUAAUCCCCUAGAAUUUCAAAGAGGCUAUUCUGUAAAUUUACCCCGUCCUAUGUUGCCUCCGCGUAAUUCUUAUCCACCCGUGAGUGGAAAAACUCAAGUGACUGAUCAAAGUAAUUUAGUAUCUAGUAAACAUGUUCAUAGAUCUAAUUCUACGCAUGUGUUUCAUCAAAUUGAAAACCAACAAAUAGACAUUGAAGCAGCUCGCAAUCAAUUAAGACAUGAGCUAAACUACUAUUUACAAAAGGGCGACUGGAGUUAUGAUUUUAAUACUGGAAGUCUCAUUCACAAUUAUCAGAAAAAAUCAAGUAAAAGUAGCGAUGACAGUGGUUUCGUUAUGACUUUAGAUCGAAGUAGUGAUGGCACUUCAAAGUCAACAUACUCAAAAACACCACCAUCAACCCCACACUCGACUAUGCCGUCAGUCAGACAGAAAAGAAGUCGUUCGAAAGAAUCACGACUGAAUCAUGCCGGUAAAGAAAAUGCAAAAAUAAAUUCUAGUCGGGACUCAUUGAGUAGUCAUCAUUCAAUAAGAUCAAGAGAUAGUAAGUCAGAUCGGCAUACAUCUAAGUCAGAACGUAGCACUCCAAAAUCUGAUAGAGCUACUCCUAAAUCUGGAAAAGCUACACCUAAAUCUGGUGGCGUGACACCCCGAUCUGGUCGAGCUACACCUAAAUCUGGAAGAGCAACACCAAAAUCAGGACUCACUACUCCUAAAAGCGGACGGUCUAGUGGAAGACCUGAAAAACGAACAAAACAUAAAGCCUCUGAAAAAAUGACUCAGCUUAUGUCAGCUGCCGCUUCUUCAUCGAGUGAUGAGAGCAUACCUUUACAACUUCGACGCUUAGAAUCUUCAGCUAGCGUUCCAUAUAGUCUUGAUCAUGGUUCUGAAUUACGUCAUUGUAGAAGUGCCGCGUCCGUUUUAGAUGAACCUAAUUUAAAUAAUACAUUUGGAUCUGAGUCACUACCCAACUUGGCACCUCCUCCACCACCGGCCUUCGAAUCACCUCCUUUAGAUAUAGGUGAUAAAGAUUUCAAAAUUAUGCCACCAGACAGCUUUUUAAAUAAAGAGGACAGAAGAAGUAGAAGCUCUACGUCAAGUUUAAGUGAACAAAGUGGAUGGGUAUCUAGUGGACGUAGUUCGGGUCCAUCAUCUCCAGAUAAUGCCAGUAGCGUGAAUCAAACUUUUGCACCACCUAGAAAUACAGUAGUUACUCAAGAAGCAAGCAAAACUUACGAACCGCCAAGUGAACCGCGCAAAAGGGAUAGUGAAAAAUUAAGAGACUUUAAAAGAAGUAUCCUCAAUGGAGAACAAUUAAGAGAGAGGCUAAUGAAAUUAGCAGUUAAAGCUGACGAAAGUAAUGACGAAGAAAAAAUAGAGUGUUGUGAUAAAGACGUUUGUGAAGAAUGCACAAUCUGUAGUGACUCCAUAUGCACUGAUAGCCAGUGUGAAUAUAAUAAAGUUAUGCACAGCAACGGUAUUGAUGCAGGGUGUAAUUCUGAUACUUGUGUGGCAACUUGUCUACAAUGUUCCGAUGCUAAUAAUAAAAUUAAUCAAAGACAUAACUCGUUUAGUGCUAUACAAGGUAAAUCAUAUGCUUCCACAUCUAAAACGCCCAGUGAGGGCACUGUGAAAAAGUCUCAAACUAUUAGUGAUAAUUUACAUCCAUAUAUUAGAAAAGAAGUAUCUACUAAAGCUCAAUUAGUUCCGAUAAAAUCAAAUACCUUAGAUAAAACAAAAUUGAGAGAUAAAAUCGAAUAUACAGAAAAGCUUAUAGCUGCUGAAAUACGAAGCUUAACCGUUGGGAGACCGUGUAAAUCCCAUAAAGGUGGACCAAUUGCUGCUGUACAACAAUAUCAAGGUAAAGCUAAAUCUGAAGUGGAUUUAAGUCACUUUGUUGGGGAUAAUGAUUACGAACAUUUACCACCUCCACAACAAUUUAGAGAUGCGCCUCCACCACCUGAUCAAUUUAAGGAUCCUCCCUCGAAAUCACCAAAACUGAGCCGACAAAGCAGUAAAUCAUCUACGCCUUCUAAAACGCGAAAAGCUGAGCAACCAACGAGUUUGCAAUUGGAUAAUCCCCUGUAUCACGUUUGUGAGGGUAUACUGGAGAGGCGGAAGCUACGGCCACAAAAGUCUUCCAGCGCCUCGGCUUCAUCUGCUACAAGCACACUCAAUAAAAGCAGAAGUACAGGAGAGCUAGCAUCGAGAAAUGAAAAUGAACGAGAAAGUAAUCUAGUCAGUAUAUUUGGACUUGCAGAAUCAGAAAGACUGUUUGUAAAAUGUAGAGACGAAUUUAGACAAAGCGUGAAGUACCCUGGCGCGAUAUACUCUGACUUCCCGCCUGUUGAAAAUUCGUUACCAUACUUUCAUAUUAGCGAUGAAUAUAGAAUGUUUAACCCAGAAGGUCUACAUCUAAUAAUAUGUGUCCAUGGCUUGGACGGAAAUGCUGCCGAUCUUCGCUUAGUUAAAACAUAUCUUGAACUAGGCUUGCCUGGCGCUCGGCUAGACUUUCUUAUGUCCGAAAGGAAUCAAGGAGAUACAUUCUCAGAUUUCGAUACAAUGACAGACAGGCUAGUCCAAGAAAUUUUAACCCACAUACAAAAUUCAAGCGAGCCAGCUAGGAUAAGUUUUGUGGGACAUUCCUUAGGCACUAUUAUUAUACGGUCUGCUCUGGCCAGACCUCAAAUGAAGCCGUUUUUGGGAAAACUACAUACAUUCCUGUCUCUCAGUGGACCUCAUUUAGGAACGUUGUACAAUUCUAGUGGUCUUGUGAAUGCGGGAAUGUGGUUCAUGCAAAAAUGGAAGAAGUCUGGUUCUCUUCUCCAACUCUCUCUUCGUGAUGCAUCAGAUCCACGACGAUCAUUUCUAUAUAGAUUGAGCGAGAGAAGCCAACUGCAUCAGUUCAAACACAUCCUCCUUUGUGGAUCUGGUCAAGAUCGAUACGUUCCUUUGCACUCAGCUAGACUCGAAUUAUGUAAAGCAGCUGCCAAAGACACUUCGCUUCUUGGACAGGCGUAUAGAGAAAUGGUGCACAACAUGGUAUCGCCGCUAGCAGCGCGAGCUUCCUCCGUAUCAGUAGUCCGCUACGACGUCCAACACGCGCUGCCGCACACCGCCAGCGCGCUUGUGGGCAGAGCCGCUCACAUCGCCGCAUUGGACUCUGACCUCUUCAUCGAAAAGUUCCUUCUAGUAUCGGCUCUAAAGUAUUUCAGAUAAACACCGUUACAAUCAGUGCAUAUGCACCGGCGCAUAAAAUACCAUAUAAAACAAACCAUUAAAACAAAAAAAAAACCACACGUGGAUAACUUGGUCGGAGAAAUCAAUUUUCUGGAUUACAAUGUAAAGUUAUGUCCACAAAUGUUGCCAGAACAUAUAAUUGAUAUCAUGCUAAAUGAUUUUCAAUUUAAAUAAAACUAUAUAGUCUAACCUUCCAAAAUUUGUUCAUCUGCCGUAAAUGGAUAAAUAAUGUAGACCGCCCGCGCCGGUGUCACAAAUUUUUCAUUACUAUAUUCGCUUGCAUUUAUGGAAUUUUAUUAGCUAAGUAUAAAUUAUUGUUUCAUUCAAAGUUCUAGAACUCAUCGGAUAACCUACAUCGCGUACAAUAUACUUCGUUCCUAGUUUUAUAUUAGUAGACUUAUGGUUGUUGGGAGAGACGGUGCACGUACUUUAUUACUAUUUUGUAUUUCUUGAUGGACACUAAGUUGUAACGUUUUGUACACUUAUACAAAUUCAUGAUUUCACAGCGAAUAUUGUCUCGCAUUUAUGGCAUUUAUUUUCAGGGUACUCAAACACGUUCAAACUUGUAAAUUAUUCUAUCGCACUAAAUUUCUCAUCAUUAAUAUUAAUUCACAAUACUUAUAUCUAGAUGUAAACAGCAAUGAUUAUUAAUUUGUACCUAUUAAAAUAUUCAAAUAAACUCGUUCUAAUUAUCUACACAAAAAUAAAACUUAUAAUCUACUUAUUUUAAUCUUCAGGGAACUGUAGCAGCAUAAAAGUUUCAUUGAAAAUUUUAAUUACGAUAACUAUAAGAUGGAUCUUUACACCAAAUAAAUUAAGACUAUGUUAUAGCAAAUGUAGAUACUGUAUUGUAGAUGUUAGAUAUCUAGGAUAUUAUAUGAAUUGAUUUUAUUUAAUGAUUGUUGUGCGAGCGGUGUCUUAGUCUGAGUGUCUUAUGUCGUUAAUCUGAAUACAAAUUUAUAUCUAUUAAUUUUAACAACAACUCUUCGAAUAUUUUAACGAUGUCAAACAAUCGAAAUUUAUAUUUGACAAAAAACUUGCGUGAUAAAACAUUGGUUUGUCCUUACUAGUUUGUUUCUUUUCGGUUGUCUAUGAUAUCACCAUUUUAUUAAAAACUUUUUUUUAUGUAUCUGUUUAUUGCACACAGAAUUUGUACAUUUUUACACGAUAUAUCAAAAUAAUUAUUUUUUACACUUACAUUUUUCUUUUAUAACUAUGAAAGAAGAAAAAAAAUGUUACAGGCCUACUGCCAGUGGGUCACAGCCUUACUCAAUACCGCAGUUAGAAUUAUAAAUGUAAAUUUUAUCGAAUGUUAGACUGAUCUUUAAAAUUAUACGAUUAUUAAGAUAUCGAUAAGUUUGUUAAAUUUUUUUUUCAUUUGUAGUACUUAUUAUUUGAUAAAAUAAUUAUUGCUGAUAUCUUGGUCUGUCCAUGUCUCUCUAUUAAUCAGUAGAUUAAAAUUUUAUACAGGGGCUUAAAAUUUACAAUUAUUUUUAACUUUCAAGUAUGUUGAAUGAUGCCAGGCAACAUCAUAUUCGAUAUAUGUAUAUUAUUCUUAAAAUACUCGGAAAAUGAAAGUACUUUGACUUAUAAUUAUAUAAUUAAAUAUCCACACUUAUUCAGUAUUAUUUACCUCUACUUAUUGUGAAUGUGAUGUUGUCUGCUUGAUUUAAUGAGUGAUUCAAAUUGCUCAUAAGCAUGCUUUAUGAGAAAACAUUAUUAUAUGUACUUAGUAGAUAUGUAUCAAGAUAAAAUUUAAAGAGUUUUGUAAAUAGACUAAUUAAUUUUUGUUUGUAAAUUAUUCGUAUGUAAAAUACAUUUGGCAAUGUGUCGAUGUUAUAUACUUAUGAUAAAAUAAAUAAAUGAAUAAUGCCUG
Messenger RNA from Zerene cesonia (dogface butterfly), 11107 nucleotides. RefSeq lists its product as uncharacterized. The transcript is spliced from 23 exons. The record is from RefSeq and is a predicted model, not a curated record. The coding region runs from base 469 to 9210 and encodes 2913 amino acids. NCBI's taxonomy places the organism in Eukaryota, Metazoa, Arthropoda, Insecta, Lepidoptera, Pieridae.